This is a messenger RNA of Sorex araneus (European shrew), 6159 nucleotides long. RefSeq names its product SET domain containing 7, histone lysine methyltransferase (gene SETD7). The coding region runs from base 238 to 1338 and encodes 366 amino acids. Gene Ontology annotation, molecular function: protein binding; histone H3K4 monomethyltransferase activity. The record is from RefSeq and is a predicted model, not a curated record. NCBI's taxonomy places the organism in Eukaryota, Metazoa, Chordata, Mammalia, Eulipotyphla, Soricidae. Gene Ontology annotation, cellular component: chromosome. The transcript is spliced from 8 exons. Gene Ontology annotation, biological process: regulation of DNA-templated transcription.
GGCGGGAGCCCGGGCGGCGCGGGGCGCGGGGCGCGGGGGCGCGGGGACCGCCGCAGCGGCGGGCAGGCCGCGGGCCCGAGCCGGCUGCAGGGGGGAGGCCGCGCGAGCCGCCGAGCGCUCCUCCUCUUCCUCCUCCUCCUCCGAAGUCGCCGCGAGCAGCCCCAGCGCCCGCGCCGCCGCCGGCAGCGCCCGCGGGGACGGGAGCAGCGCGGCCGGAGCGGCCGGGUCGGCGUCGCCAUGGACAGCGACGACGAGAUGGUGGAGGAGGCGGUGGAAGGGCAGCUGGACGACGACGGCCUCCCGCACGGGUUCUGCACCGUCACCUACUCCUCCACCGACAGGUUCGAGGGCAACUUUGUCCACGGAGAGAAGAAUGGCCGGGGGAAGUUCUUCUUCUUUGACGGCAGCACCCUGGAGGGGUAUUACGUGGACGACGCGCUGCAGGGCCAGGGCGUGUACACAUACGAAGACGGCGGCGUUCUGCAGGGCACCUAUGUGGACGGCGAGCUGAACGGGCCGGCGCAGGAGUACGACACAGACGGGAGGCGGAUCUUCAAGGGCCAGUACAAGGACAACAUCCGGCACGGGGUCUGCUGGGUCUACUACCCGGACGGAGGCAGCCUUGUCGGGGAAGUGAACGAAGAUGGGGAGAUGACGGGGGAGAAGAUCGCCUACAUCUACCCUGACGGCAGGACGGCGCUGUAUGGCAAGUUCAUCGACGGUGAGAUGAUGGAAGGGCAGCUGGCCACGGUCCUGGCCACGGAGGAAGGACGGCCCCUCUUUGAACUGGUGCCUGGAAGCGCGGUGUACCACUUUGACAAGUCAACUUCAUCCUGCAUCUCUGCCAAUGCUCUUCUUCCAGACCCUUAUGAAUCGGAGAGGGUCUAUGUGGCUGACUCGCUCAUUUCCAGCGCUGGUGAAGGACUGUUUGCAAAGGUGGCAGUGGGACCCAGCACCGUUAUGUCUUUUUAUAAUGGAGUUCGGAUUACACACCAAGAGGUUGACAGCAGGGACUGGGCCCUAAAUGGAAACACGCUGUCACUGGAUGAGGAAACAGUCAUUGAUGUGCCGGAGCCCUUCAACCAUGUGACCGAGUACUGCGCCUCCCUGGGACACAAGGCAAAUCACUCCUUCACGCCCAACUGCAUCUACGACAUGUUUGUGCACCCCCGUUUUGGGCCCAUCAAGUGCAUCCGCACACUUCGGGCUGUGGAGGCUGACGAGGAGCUGACGGUGGCCUAUGGCUACGAUCACAGUCCCCCCGGUAAGAGUGGGCCCGAGGCCCCCGAGUGGUACCAGGUGGAGCUGAAGGCCUUCCAGGCUGCGCAGCAGAAGUGAGGGGCCUGAUGCCCGGCCCGAAACUUGGAUCUAUGCACCGUGUUCAUCCGAUGAGCGCUGGACAACCAGGGACCGCCCCACCAAGACCGUGCCCUGAACCUUUCCCUUUGCAUUAUCCACGAUGUUCUCGCCUCCUAACUAGGUUUGAUCGCAUUACUCAGACCAGAUUCAAAAUUAGCCAGCCUGGCGACCAGGUCCCCACCGCCCCCCGCACCCCUCACCCACCACAGCCAGCCAAGUCUGAAUCAGCACCACACAUAGAGAUGCCAAAUGAUCCCAGGCAAGGUGGGGUGGGGUGGGGUGGGGGAAUCAUUUUUAGCAUUUUUCUCCCGAUAUUUUCUUCUCACCUCCAGUGCAGAUUGGGUGAUCACAUUUGCGCACGCACCCUGUCAAGGACAGAGAAUUCUGUUUUCAUUCUCUAGAGGUAGUGUCAUUUGCCUUUUAACCUUUGGUCUGUAUCUUGCAAUAGAAUGGCUUUGUUUUGGGUUUUUUUUUUCUUGUGAACAAAUCCCCACUUUUUGGGGUCCUUUCCUGCCGCCAUUCCUGUUGUGUAUCUUAGAUUCUCUUUUACAAGCAAGCACCUCCAAAGGAAUUGGGGCUCCGUGCUAGUGGGUGGGUCUCGCUGGCUUUCUAGAUGAUCGUUUCAUUAUCAUGUCUAAUAUAGGGAACUGGCUCCUAGGGCCGGGGCAUUAUUAUAGCAUUUUUAUUCUCGCAUGGAAACAAAGAUACCUUUGCUUUAAGAUGUGAGAAGACAUACAUUUAAUUUGUUUGCAUUAAGUUAUGGAAGCGUUGUAAUAUAUACUUUAAGGAAGAAGAGAGGGAAAUUAGUCUUUCUAAGCAGCAACUGUGGCAACUUUGCGCUCUAUUUCCCUUGGUAGGAGUUUUUUCUCCUUGGCACACAUUAAAUGUACAUAACAUAGAGCCACCUGGCCUGCCAGUACUACGCACUGAAUUCAAAGCUAAAGAGCAAACUUGAAUUCUAACCCAGAAUUCACAAGUUGUCCUGUUUUGUUUUCACUGCUACUAUUGAGAAAGACAUACUGAUCACUAGGAACAAACCGAACCAUAAUGCUGACUCCUGGUCAUUAUAAUUUCAAAGCACUUACCUGCUUCAAAGCAUUCAGUUCAAAGUUAACACCUGUAUUUGAAAGGCAACAAAAUCAAUAGCCUCCCCUGCCAUUUUGCUAGCCACACGUAAUCACCGCUGCAGAAAUAAAGAGAAAACCCCUGGUUUUUAGUUUAGCUCACUAGAAAUAGAAAUCUCACCAGAUAGCUCUGAGUGAAUUCUGAGUGUGCAGGCUUCAGGUAAGUGUCCCCACCACCUGUGGUACUGAGAGGUCAGGUCAAGGGAAUUGGCACCAGCUUGAAUAUGGCAGCAUUCCUGAAGCCCUGCCAGCCUCACUGAGGAAACAUGAGGCUGUCCAUGAGACCCAACUGAUUGAUGUGGGGUGUGGGAGCUGGCCCCUACACCCGAGUUCUUGGGAGCCAUCUUCUCAGGCUCAGGUAAUUCUCACAGGAAAAGGAAGAAUCAGUCCUGGCCUCUCCAUGGAUCUUAGAAGUUUAUGUAUGUCUUGAAGAAAUGAAUUCAGAUGACAGUGAAGUAGUUUAUUUUUAAAAUGAAUGAGGUCAAUGAAAUGUAUCCAAGAAAGAAUAUGAGCUUCUCAGAGAGAGCAAGCUGGGAGAGAGUGGGCUAGCAUAAAGGACACUCCCUUGCAGCCAGAAUAAAUAGAACAGGCAAGGGUGCUUGCCUUGCACAUGUCAGACCCCAGCAUCCUAUAUGGUCCUCCAAGGCCCACCAAGAGUGAUCCCUGAGCAGAGAUAGGAGUAAGCCCUGAGCACCACGAGGUGUGGCCCUCCAAAAAACAAAACAGAGAACACACCCUACCUUGAGAUGAUGCGGGCAAAUGGAGUGCUGCCACUUGCCCAGGAGACUCUCUAGGCCUGUCCAAGCUACACUGGCUAGGAGUUCUCUGUGCAGGUAACAGUCGUUAGUAGGAUGUUGUCAAGGAAAGGGACUUGGCCCUAGUGGUCCUCUUCAUUCAGUCCCCUCAGGGCCUUUGAUCUUGCUGUGCUGUCCCUGAAAGGAUCCCACCUUUCACUUUUACCAGGCUUCCUCAGUCUUGAGCCUUGGACAGGGCUGGAUAAUUCCCAAACAUUUCUUUGUUUUGAUGGCUUCCUGGCCUUCAUUGGAGCCCCCUCCCAGGGACUCCCUCUGUGGUCAUUUUCAUUAUAGUGAAUUAGGGAGGUUCCUUGUCUGGGAAGGUAGCACCAUAUGAGCAGGCCUCAGCCUGAUCAAGGGAGAUGAUGAAAAUUUCCAGGUGGUGGUGAAGGCCUUGGUUACAGGAAUAUUCACUCAGAGCUGUCUCUGCCCCACCCUGCAUGACUAAACCUUCCCUAGCAGCUUUUCUACAGUAAAUACUACCUUGUGUUAGAGUUAGGAAUAGGAUCAUCUGCAGAAAUGUAUCCUUGAAAGGACCUUGGAUGCCUUUGAAUGCACUCAGAGAAACAGCUGCAAGGACUAAGAGGCCAAGGGAGGAGGGACUAGAGAACAGGCCAGGCAGCCCAGUGGACCUGGGAAAAACCACAGGCCUGGGAAAAAACAUUCCUUUUCGGGCCUCUCUGAGCCUGCCUGUAGUUGAGCUCCUUCCAGGGUUCUUCACACUUGAGAAGCUAUUUCCUUAUCACCCUGAAAAGACCCAGGGGGAGGAAAGUGUCACUGGUUCCUUUGAAUUACUCUCCAAAUGGCAGGAACUGAUCCCCUAACCAAGAACCCAGGGUCACCUCCUCAAUGAGAUAGAAGUGACAAGUUGGGAAUUUCCCUUUCGUGUAUAAAAUUGCAAAUCACUCACCCACAGAAUACACACAUGAUUUUCCAAGAAGGUAUCUCUUUUUCCUGUGUUUGGCUUUGUUUGAAAACAGUUGCCUCCAGCUUCUGUCUUAGGAGUAAGUAAUGAGUUAGAAUCCAACCUGGGUUAUUGGUUUGUUUGGGUUUUUGGUUUUUUUUUUUUUUUUUUGCUUCCAAAAUAUAAGUAAAACUAUGUUGCAAGACUGGUAGUUGUGAAGUUUUAAGCCACAGAUCAAAGGUUUUCCAAACAUUAAAUCGACAUUGUCUUGAGGUACCUCAAGAGACUGUUUUGAUUUUGAUCUUUCCUUCUGGAUUUUGGAGCCUCAAUGUCAUUUUUUUUAAAAAAAGAUUUUAAUACUUUUGCUUUGCCAGCUGUGUGCGCGUACAUAGUCAAAGCAACGAACCGAUUUUAAGCCAUAUGACCACAGGGGGCUGUAACCCUUUUCACCAAUUUUAAUGCGUUUGUAUGUAAAUAGAUGUUUGUAUGAAAUCUUUUCCUGGUUAGGAAGAUAUUUAAAUGAAGUUGAAUCACUCCAGUGCUAUUUAAACCAAUUACACAUUUUCGGGUGAGAAUUCUCAGAGUCUAUGGAGAUAUGAUGCAGAUCAAGUUUUGAUUUGUACAAAUCCAAACCAAGCCUACCAGUAACCCUCCCGGCAACCUCGCCAUGUUGCUGCCUCCCCGUGGAGAGUUCCGUAGGCCCCCCAGUGCCUCCUGGUAUAAGUUAGGUGCUCAAGGAGGUGCAUCCUGGGACAUCGCUCCGGGUCCUCAGGCCGGUGAGUGCAUUCGAGAUGCGGGUGCAGUUCCCCGGAGCGAGUGUCACUUUCUUUGCAGGGCAGCAGAAUCAGAAGCCAGAGGUGGCCACGGGACCCCUGGCAUGGGGCUUGCUGGCCACCAUCCCCUGCCACCCUGACUGCCUAGCCACACUUGUCAGGGAGGCCAGCCUCAGUGGAAUUGGGGUUCACUCCCCUACCUGCCCCCCACAGGAUUUCCCCUUUCUGCCAGCAGCCCCUGCCUCCUGCCCUCCCCGCCUCGCCUGUGCAGAGAGGACGGAGCAGAGAGCAUCUGGCCAGGGGCCCAAUUUUCAGCACAGUCAUUUCCCGUCUCAACUCUGGGACACUACACACCCAAACCCCCAAACUUCCAGCCCGAGACAGACUUCCAUGGAGAGAGCUGCUCGCUGUCUGUGAUGUCACACCGCCUGUGUGAUGUCACACCCCUGCUUCCAAGUUGCUUUCUCAGCUAGACCAAGCUCAUGAUCCCUAGAAUCAGCCUCCCUUCUCUUCCUACCCUUCCUUUCCCAGUCCACCCCCUUAUACUGCACCUCAACACGGCUUCUUUUUCUGCUUUGAUCCUGGUUAUAAUGACAUGAUACACAUUAAGACAAAUGUUCACUGUGGAUACUAGCAAUACGUGCACAGGCCAAUGUAUGGGGAGCUGUCGACUUGCUUUGGGAUCACUCCGGAUCUCCUCUUUUGCAGGGAGAGGCCCACUUGUCCUAGAAGCUAGGUUCAGGGUUCUAUGCUCCCUACUUCAAAAGUUUUUCCUCCUGGGUUUUCUAUGUCCUAUUUCUAUCCUGAAAUGCAUUUAUGAGGUGGUGAAGCCUGUUUUAAGGAUGGGAAGCCUGGGGUACGCUUUCAGCAUUUCUGGCAACCCAAAGUUAACCCCAUCUCAGUUAAUGAGCAUCUCCGAUUGGUCUUUUGUGCAAUUUGAACUAAAUCUAUGAGCCUUAUUCAAUAUCUCUAAGUCUAUGGUUUUUUAAAUUAUGGGAAUUAAUGAAAGAUGUUUACAUGGAUGAUGUUUGCCCUUACUGUGUUACGAAUGAGUUUUUUUGUAGUGUGUCUGGGUGCAUGUGCAAGAGAGUAGGGAAAACUGUUUCUGAAACAAAACUUGACAAAUAUUUGUAAUGAAAAGUAAAUUUAAAGACUGCUCUAAUUGCGCUAUAGAAACAACGCAACUAUUAAACAAAAUAGACCAC